Molecule: messenger RNA, 1577 nt
Organism: Vigna radiata var. radiata (mung bean)
Lineage: Eukaryota; Viridiplantae; Streptophyta; Magnoliopsida; Fabales; Fabaceae
Product: serine carboxypeptidase-like 31
Exons: 10
Coding region: 36-1472 (478 amino acids)
Biological process (GO): proteolysis
Cellular component (GO): vacuole
Molecular function (GO): serine-type carboxypeptidase activity
Source: RefSeq, a predicted model, not a curated record
UCUUGUUCUUGUGAUUUUCCCAUUAUAUCCAUCAUAUGGACAAUAUCAUCUACACUUUAGUUUUUAUACUUAUUCUAUCUUUGAAGGCUAGUACUGUUUGUUCUAGAGAGAGACAAUGGGGUGGUGUGGGGAGAAUGAGGUCUGGGGAGACUAAUCUUAUGGCUGAUCUGGUAACAGACUUGCCUGGCCAACCUCCUGUAGAUUUUCAGCACUACGCUGGAUACGUCACAGUCAAUGAAACAAGUGGAAGAGCACUCUUUUACUGGUUCUACGAGGCCAUGACCAAACCUCAAGAAAAACCUUUGGUUCUGUGGCUUAAUGGAGGUCCUGGGUGUUCGUCUGUUGGAUAUGGAGCAACACAGGAAAUUGGACCAUUUUUAGUGGACACAGAUGGCAAAAGCCUUAUGUUUAAUAACUUCACAUGGAACAAAGAGGCCAACAUGUUAUUCCUGGAAUCUCCUGUUGGGGUUGGCUUUUCCUAUUCAAAUACAACCAGCGAAUAUGCACAAUUGGGAGAUGACUUCACAGCUAAUGAUGCUUACACUUUUCUGCACAAUUGGUUCCUCAAAUUUCCAUUAUAUAGAACAAGGACAUUUUACAUAGCUGGAGAAAGCUAUGCAGGAAAGUAUGUACCGGAGCUGGCUGAACUCAUCCAAGACAGAAACAAGGACCCUUCCCUUCACAUUGAUCUCAAGGGAAUUUUGUUGGGCAACCCUGAAACAUCUGAUGCUGAGGAUUGGUCAGGUAUGGUUGAUUAUGCUUGGAGCCAUGCAGUGAUAUCUGAUGAAACAUACAAAACAAUCAAAGCAAGCUGUGACUUCAAUAGCAGUGACCCUUGGAGCAACAAAGAUUGUAGUCAAGGGGUGGAUGAAGUUCUCAAACAGUACAAUGAAAUUGAUAUCUACAGCCUCUACACCUCCACAUGCUUCGCCAGUACAGCACGUUCAAACGAUCGAUCCAUGCAAAUGGUCAUGCUUCGCUCAUCUAAAAUGAUGCCACGAAUCAUGGGUGGUUAUGACCCAUGUUUGGAUGACUAUGCUAAAACAUUUUACAAUAAACCAGAUGUUCAGAAGGCUCUGCAUGCCAGUGAUGGGCAAAAUCUCAGGAAUUGGAGCAUUUGCAAUGACAGCAUAUUCAAGCGCUGGAAACAAUCACAGACUUCUGUUAUCCCAAUCUACAAGAAGCUGAUUUCAGCUGGACUUAAGAUUUGGAUAUACAGUGGAGACACUGAUGGAAGGGUGCCAGUGCUGUCCACAAGAUACAGCUUAAGUAUUCUAGAUUUGCCUAUCACUAAGAAAUGGAGACCUUGGUACCAUCAAAAGGAGGUAAGUGGGUGGUAUCAGGAAUACGAGGGGCUAACAUUUGCGACAUUUCGAGGAGCUGGCCAUGCAGUGCCAUGUUUCAAACCAAGCAACUCACUCGCAUUCUUCUCCUCCUUUCUUAGUGCACAAUCACCACCCUCUACUAAAUAAUGAUCAAUGGUGUGAAAUCCCAGAGAAGAUUUUGCUUUCAUCGAUCAAAAUGUCAAACAACAUAAUAUAUAAUUAACGAAUAAAAGAGCGUUACUGGUUUCUACU